AUGCACUCUGUCGUGCACUCUGUCUUGCACUUCGUUGUGCACUCGGUCUUGCACUCCGUUGUGCACUCUGUCGUGCACUCCGUUAUGCACUCUGUCGUGCACUCUGCCGUGCACUCCGUUGUGCACUCUGUCUUGCACUCCGUAUCCCUUUUCUGUCUUUCCUUAAUUUUGUUAAUUUCUUUUAUAUUACCAUUGUUCUUUCUUUCUUUCUUUCUUUCUUUCUUUCAGCAUCAUGAACUUUUCAUACACUUUAUUCUGUUUAGUUAUCUUUCUUUCUUGCUUGCUUUCUUUCUUUUAUUUCCUUCCAUUUUUAUUUUUCUGGAAAAUUUCCCUUCAUUUUGUUUCUUUCUUUUUUUCUUGUCUCGAUUUCUCUUCAGUGCACUACACCUUUCUUUCUUUCUUUCUUUCUUUCUUUCUUUCUUUCUUUCUUCUCUUCAUUUUUCUUCAGUGCACUAUGCUUCCCUUUCUUUCUUUCUUUCUUUCUUUCUUCCAGCUUACUGCACCUUUUUUCAGCGCCUUUCACAUGUCUUUCUUUCUUUCGUUCUUUUUUUCAUUCGUUCUUUCUUUCUUUGCCCGCCAUUAUUCUUUUUCUUGAAAACUUCCUUUCAUUUUCCUUGUUUCUUUCUUCUGUUCAUUUUUUCUUCAGUACACUACGCCGUUCUUUCUUUCUUUCUUUCUUUCUUUCUUUCUUUCUUUCUCCUCAUGCACUUUUUGUGCUUUAAAUCUUCCUCUUAUAUCCUUUCUUUCUUUCUUUCUUUCUUUCUUUCUUUUCUUUUCUUUCUUGAAAGCUUCUUUUCAUUCUUUUAUCGCAGUAGACCUUUCUUUUUUUUAGCCUCAGCGCUAUACCCCUUUUUCUUUUUCUUCAAACAUACUUUCAUUUUCCUUCUUUUUAGGUUUAUUUAUUUCAUUCUUUCUUUCUUUCAUUCUUUCUUUCAUUCUUUCUUUCUUUCUUUCUUUCAUUCUUUCUUACUUUCAUUCUUUCUUACUUUCUUUUACGAUUAG
Acanthosepion pharaonis is the source of this 1002-nucleotide messenger RNA. The record is from the annotation of a GenBank genome assembly. Lineage: Eukaryota; Metazoa; Mollusca; Cephalopoda; Sepiida; Sepiidae.